This is a messenger RNA of Bursaphelenchus xylophilus (pine wood nematode), 840 nucleotides long. The record is from the annotation of a GenBank genome assembly. NCBI's taxonomy places the organism in Eukaryota, Metazoa, Nematoda, Chromadorea, Rhabditida, Aphelenchoididae.
AUGGCUGUAUUACAAACUGAAGGCUUCGGUACGUUGCUAUUCGAUAUUACAUUUUGCUUUGCAGGUGUUCGCAUCAAACGAGAACCAGAAAUAAACUUGGCGGGACCCCUGUCAUUCUUCGAAGAUGACUCUCAGGAAACAACCAAAUCAAGCAAAGCCACUUCUAAAGCCGCUGGCAUUGGUGUGGGAGGCGUUUCUGGGAUUGUGACGCCUGGUCAUGGGGCCAGUGGAAAUCUGUUUAGUUCCUUUGGUGCUAUCACCAAGCCUCCUUCAGGAAUUGACCUAGGGAAAGGUUCCCAAUACAACGGGACCCCAACUGUUGGCCUAGGACAUCCGGCAACUAAGCCACCAUCCAUUUAUGAGCAAGGGCCACAAACCGAGGAUUAUGAUACGGCAGAGGGUGGUGGAAUCGGAGGAGGACUUCUCGGUCUUAAGACGAGUAAACAACCAAUAGGUGGCAUGAAUGAGGGACAAGCGCAACCAGGAGUUGAAGGCUUGAUGGACAGCUUUGGAAGUGCCACAACAAGCAGUAGUCUUAAGAAAAAAGGUAUUUUGUUCAACACCGCAGCUGGAUCAGCUACUGGAACAACUGGUUCUCAGCCAAAUGGAUCUUCAUUUAACACGGUCACCGGAGCUUUAACUCAUUUAGGCAGCGGCCAUCCCACAUCCACUUCCAAAAAUCUAAAUGAUGACUCUUCAGAUGAGAGUGAUUUUGACGAACCGCUGCCAGGAAUCCAUGCCACCGGGACCUCGAAGAAGUCAGUAUGGGACACAGUGGCUAACCCAAGUACGGAGACCUCUACAGUAGAUGCUUUUAAACAUGCACCACCAAAACUUUAA